Molecule: messenger RNA, 6968 nt
Organism: Sorex araneus (European shrew)
Lineage: Eukaryota; Metazoa; Chordata; Mammalia; Eulipotyphla; Soricidae
Gene: CCDC141
Product: coiled-coil domain containing 141
Exons: 26
Coding region: 538-5133 (1531 amino acids)
Molecular function (GO): protein binding
Source: RefSeq, a predicted model, not a curated record
GAGUGUUCUCCAGAGACCUUCACAUCCGUCAUCCCAGGCUCGGAACUCAAAGCAGGGACAUGCCAGAAUCAGAAGGGAAGAGGCAAUAGAAAGAUACAGAUUUGAGCCAGAAGCCCUGCGCACGCACCACCCUUGUUUGCCGUUAUGUCGGCUCGCUCACCAGCCCGGCUCCACCAAAUCCUGACUACAUCUCCCAGGAGAUGCACGCCAAGCAGCUGAACCGUAUGGAAUUAGCGCCCCUGCAGCUGAAAACCCCAGAACUCCCAUGGGAGGCAGACGAGCUGAACACCCGCCAAACCAAGGCUCCGGCAGCAGCACCCAUCCCCAACGCCACAGAUACGCCAAGGAUUCAGUUCCACCGCCGCGUGACUUUUCGUUGUUGACACCAAUCUUCAAAUAAUUUCAGAGUAAUCAGUGCAAGCAGAGUUCUUUCCCUGAAUGAAUCCGAGUAACCCCGGUGACUGCCUUCUGAAAUGACCGGCAGACACACAUCUGCACAGAGGCUGCCCAAAGUCUAAACUCUGGAUACAAAGUGCCAUGUCCAGCCAAAGAGGACCACGUGUGGAGCUUUCUGCAACAACAGUCAGUUCCGUAGCUGUGCAGGCUGGGAACUGCAGAAUCGUCAUAGCUGUCAUAAAGUCUGGGAAAUGGGUACAGCUUCAGCUGACUGAAUCACAGCCAAACCUCCUAGAAAUUGGUAGCAGUCUAAAUGAAACCAAACAACUUCUACAUGAUCAUGAACUUCUUUUGGCCAAGCUCAAGGCUUUGGAAGACCGGGUGUGGGAACUCCUGCAGGAGGCAGACAAGACAGCUGACCAGAACAAGGAGCAGAGUGUGGUCUACGAAGCCAUGGCCGACACUCUGGGCGAAGCAUGGGCAGCUCUGGUCACUAUGCUUGAAGGAAGACGGGAACUCCUUAGACUCACUUCAGAAUUUUUUGAGAAUGCCAUGGAGUUUGCUGUUAAAAUAGAUCAAGCUGAGGAUUUCCUUCAGAACACCCAGGAGUUUGAGAGUGCCGAGUCCUUAAAGUCACUUCUUCAGCUCCAUGAACAUCAUGCAAAAGAACUCUUAGAACGAUCUCUAGCCCUUUUAAACAAAAGUCAACAACUCACUGACUUCAUAGACAAAUUCAAGUGUGAUGGACCUAAUGUGAACCCACAGUUAAUUCAGGGAGCUAGUAACAGUUGUCUGAAGAUUGACAGCCUUCUUGAACUUCUGCAAGACAGGAGACGGCAACUAGACAAGUACUUAAAGCAACAACGGCAGGAAUUGGGUCAGGUUCUGCAGAUAUGUGAGUGGGAUCAACGAGAGAAUCAGGUUACCUGUUGGUUUCAAAAAACCAUAAGAGAUUUACAGGAACAAAGUCUAGGUUCAUCACUUUCUGACAAUGAGGAUCUAAUCCGUAAGCACGAGGAACUGAUGAUAAAAGCAAAGGAAUGGAAUUCCGAAGUUGAAACGUUGAAGACUGAGGCACUCGGGAUUCUUCUAUCAAAGGAAAACAUGGAGAAAGAACAUCUACAGAUCUCAAACCAGAAACUGAAUCAACUUCAAGAAGAAUUUGGUUGGCUCAUGGUGGAAAGGGAAGUCUGGUUAAAAAAGGCCAAUGAUUUUUUUAACAACGCUAACAAGGCAUUUGAUGUACUUGGAAGAGCUGAAGCUUACCUUAAGCUUCUUAAAUCAGAGGGUUUAAGUCUGCCUGUCUUGGCAGCAAAGCAUGAGGAAUUACAUAAAGAAAUUAAAGACUGCACAGCUGAUGCUUUGCAAAAGGGACGAGACUUAAUCAGCCAAGUAGAUUCCUGCAGUUUCCAGGUGACCGGUGUCCAUGAGAUGAUGAGAUGCAUUCAGAAACGAGCGGAUCAUCUGAUUCAACAGUGCUCAGCACACAAGGAAUUGGCUCUUAAGAAACAGAAAUUAAUAGCCUCAGUGGAGGGCUACCUAGGGAAGGUGGAAAUGUUAAUUCAAAAAUUCAACCCAGUACUUUCUAAUGCAAUGGAUAUCGGUUCCAACUUUUCUGAAUCAGAGAAGAUUUUGAAUAAAUAUCUGGAAUUAGAUAAACAAGCUGAGGAGACAUCACAUGAAUUAGAAGCAGCUUCAAAACUCAUGAAAGAAAGAAAUGAAUUUGAACUUGAUGAAGUUACAUCACUUUCUUCUAAUGUUAACCAGCUAGAGCAAGAAUUAAACACACUCAACCAGAUCAUCAGUUUCAGGUCAAAAGUGCUGCAAACUUUUGUGGCAUUUCUGAAGUCAUCAGAUGAGGUGGAGGAGCAGUGCCAGAGCCUAAAGACAUUUUACCAAACUGAAAUCCAACAGAAGAAAGAGGAUAACGCUGAAGCCAGGCAUCCAUCUGACUUAACUGAGGAACAGUGGCACCUAUUUUUAAAGAGGAGUUUUUUAACUCAAGACUUAGGACUGGAGUUCCUUCAUUUUAUAAAUAUGGCAAAAGAGGGUGAAAUCGCAGAUGUAAAAAAUAAAAUGCAGAUUAUGAGGAACACUUUGGAAAACCAGAAGGCAGAAAGGGAAGAACUCAGCCACCUCCGGAUAACGUGGAAACUUCAAGUCACUAAGAGACCCGUGAAACAGCAGUGGGGAGCAUUUGAAGAACAACUUAAAAAGACUACUCACAACUUAAAACUUCUUCAGGAAGCACUUAUGCCUGUGUCUGCACUUGACCUCGGAGGGAGCCUCCAGAGUAUUUUAGGUGUAAGGAAAAAAUGGAAUGAAAUGAAACCUCAGUUCCAGCUACUAGCUGAUGAGGUUCAGUACAUCAUAAAAGAAUUCGAAGAGCUAAGUGGCAAAGGCGUCCCUGUGAAUGAGAAGUCUCAACAACUGAAGGAUCUCCUGUACUUUCACCAAAAACAGAAAGAGAGCAUCCAAGAUUAUGAUAAUAUCCUGAGCAAGAUAAUCCAGUUUCAGCAAGUAAAGGAAGAGCUGGGAAAUCUCAUCAAAUAUAUGGACCUGGGAUUUCUAGAAUCGACAAAAGAACUGGAUGACGUCCAUGAUGUUCAGAUUCGUCUCAGUCGCUCUCAGGAAAAGAAAACACAUAUAGACCGUCUCUACAAAUUGGCACUAUCCCUGGGAACAGACAUUAUCUCAUCCAUGCAGCGGCCUAACUGCUUUCAUAUUUCUGCAAAGAACCUGCAGAAGCAGCUGGACCUCAUUGAAGGAGACCAUGUAAGCUGGUGUGCCAAAGUGGGAGAGUAUGAACAGACCCUGGCCCACAGCUUGGAGUACUGUGCCACGAGAGAUGAGAUCAAUGAGCUCAAAGAGUCAUUCAAAGAUGUGAAAAAGAAAUUCAACAACUUGAAGUUUAACUACAGUAAGAAAAAUGAAAAAGCUCGGAAUUUGAAGGUUCUUAAGUAUCAAAUUCAACAAGUUGAGAUACAUGCUGAUAAAAUACAGGCCCUGAAAAGGAAAAUGGAAAAAGUUGACAAUAAAACUUCUGAUACUUUUGUAAACUUUCAAAACAAUAAAGUUAAUGUUCUUUUGGAAGCUAUGAAAGAUUUGCAAAAGCAUGUGGAUGAGUUUGACAAGGUUGUGACAGAUUAUAAGAAGAAUUUGGAUCUGACGGAACAUCUCCAGGAGCUAAUAGAAGAGUGUCACUUUUGGUAUGAAGAUGCAAGUGCUACAGUGGUAAGAGUUGGAAAAUAUUCUACAGAAUGCAAGACAAAGGAAGCUGUGGCAAUUCUGCACCAACAGUUCAAUAAGUUUAUCACACCUUCAGUACCUCAACAAGAAAAAAGGGUUCAGGAGAUCAUUGAACUUGCACAGCGUUUGUAUGGUUUAGAGGAAGGGCAGAGAUAUGUUGAGAAAAUUGUAGCAAAACACAAAGAAGUUCUUGAGUCUGUUACUGAAUUAUGUAGCUCUCUCACAGAGCUUGAAGAAAAGCUGAAGCAGGGAGAUAUUUUAAAAUUGAGUUUGGAUUUGGAAGACUUCCACAAUGACUGCACUGAUCUUCUAAAUGAACCAAUAGAGAAUAAUCAGACAAUAUUCAAUGAAGAAGUGAAUAAGGAGCAGGCACCGGCGGCAGAUGUUUUGCCCAUCAAUGGAAGAAAGGAAGGACAGCGUCCAAGGGACCUGAGACAGCUGUCCUCCGCCAGUGACAGUGAAGUCCUAGGCCUGGUCCUGCCCGCAGACGUGCUUUCCGGAGAAGACUCAGAGUGUGUUUCACCUGAUGACAUCUCCUUGCCUCCACUCCCAGGAAGCCCAGAGUCCCCUCUUACGCCUUCAGACAUGGAGGUGGAGGACCAUCCCAGCCCCCCCCUCAGCCUUGACAUAAGUAUCCUUGACAAGAUGCAGGCAGGAGCAAGCGGGCCAGGAGCGGCCCAGGAACUGAGCAUUCCACCACCUCCUGCUUUUGCUGAUAUUUGCAGCGACAAGAGAGACACAGAUUCAAGUCAUCUGGAAAGGCCUACACCCCAGUUCAGAGCUGAACUCCUGUUAACCUCCCAGGGAUUUCUGGAAAAGAGUACUGCCUUCCACACAAUCAGUGCUAAACAUCCUGAGGGCAUGCCGAGUGACAUGCAUGUGAGAGCUUUUCAGCAGCACCCCCUGGCUCAGGAAAAUUUGCUAGAAACGAGAGAAAAACUGCAUGCUGAUAAUAACGUCACUAAAACCCAAGAUAGGCUGCAUGCUUCCCCUGAUGCAUUCUCCAGCCUCAGGUUUCAAUCAGGCACCAGCCAGGCCUAUCAGAGGCAAAUGGUUUCCCAAGAAGAGAUUAAAAGUACAUCUGCAAAGAACAGUGUGGUCAGCCUAGCUGACCAGGCGCCUAAUUUCUCCAGGCUCCUGUCUAAUGUAACUGUCAUGGAAGGUUCUCCAGUGACUUUGGAAGUUGAAGUGACAGGAUAUCCAGAGCCUACACUGACAUGGUACAAGAAGGGCCAGAAAUUGUCUGCAGAUGGACACUUACAGGUUUUGCACAAGGAGACAAGACAUUCAGUGUUUAUCCCGAAGGCAUGCAAGGCAGAUGCAGGCCUCUAUGUGGCUCAGGCCCAAAACUCUAGUGGCAUUCUCUCUUCCAAUGUCAUCCUCCAUGUGACAGGUAACUAUAGGCCGACGAUCACAAAAAUAAACUGGAUAACGCUGUGUGUCAUCUAUAUUAGUGUGUCUCUCUUGUACUGGCUACUCACACAGUAAUUGUAGAACUGAUACCCGGACAUCCUGAGGAGCCCAAAGGAUAAGACAGCUGUUUCUUUCCCAGAACUUCUCCGUACUAGAAUCAUUGCUUGUUUGGCUAAUACUAUUGUUAGAUGAAAUAAUCAAACUUUCAUUAGUACUUUUGUGCAUUUAUGGAGUUUGGUAAGUUAUUAGCAGUGUGUAGGGAUACAUUUUUACAUUUCCAGAAGAUGUGUAUAAAACGCAAUUAAGCCUUAUGAUACCUAAUUCUGCCUUAAUUUAAGAGCAGCAAGAUCAGUUUAAUUUCAAAUUGUUUGAACAUUUUUAUUCAUAAUAGUAUUCAGAAGCAUCACUUUUCAGAAAAACAGUUGAAAGGUUGAAUUUAAAUUGCCAAUUUCAUAAUUGUAUUAAAUGCCUUUAAAUUUUAUUUUUAAUAUCUUGAUCUCCUUUAUUGAAAUACAUUUAGUGUACUUUUCACAUAGCCUAUACUUGUGAGUCUGAGAAUGCUGCUAUAAUCAUUCCUCUUCUGAUUUCAUGGGUUAGACAUUGAAGAACAGAUGUGCCUUCAGCUUGAAAUGGAUUUUCAAGCUUCCAUCAGCUCUGUGUGUCAUAGAGUAAGAUGGAAUACAGGCUGCAAGAAUGAACUGGCAUUAUAUCUACCAACUAUUGCAUUGUUUGGGAUCCAUAUACAUAUAUAAAAAUACAGCCAGUUCCUCUGGCUUCUAAACUUGAUUUUGUUGCUGAUAAUUUUUAUAGGCAAUGGUAAGGCACUUCAGUGACUCGGUUCCCUAUCUGGAAAACAAUUUCAUCAUCUACCUCUUAAAUAAUUGAUAGUUUUUAUUUCAUGUCUUGUUAACAGCUGGAAAAUGAAAAAAAAAACACUAAUGAAAACUGAGGGUAAGGAUACCAUGUAAUGUAAUUUUUUUUUAAAUCACACUCUCUUUCCCACUAUUUCUCUUUCAGAUAUUGUUUAUUUUAGAAUAUUAAACUCAAGGAGUGGUGCUUGUGAUUUGAAAUUAAACUCAGAUGGAUAGUUUAGUGAAAGAAGGAUGAAAUAUAAGAUAAGACAGUAGAAGAUGAAUUCCAUUCCUAACAUUUUACUGUAACAUUGAACUAUGUUCUAUAACUUUCUAAAAUAUGCUAUUAAGAAAAGAGGAACAUCAGUUUUGUUCAUUUUUAAAAUAAACAUAAAUAAGAGGUUUGAUUUUUAGAUUUUAAACACACUAUUUUACUAGGAAAAUAUUUAGUGGAAGUAAUUAUUUAUUAUAGAUUUUGAUAAAUUAAAAUAAUCAGGUUGCUGGAAAGACUGAAUAAUAAAAACAUUUAAAUGUAAUAUAUUUAAGUUAAUAUUUAAAAGUUGGAUUUUAUCAGAACAGAUGUGCUUAGUAGAAAUGGAUGUAUUUUUCUUGCGCUGCAUAUCCAAUUUAAAAAUUAUAUUUCCUCAUUUUCUUCAACUUUGAUGUAAACCAUUAAAGGAUUAUGUAUGCAAUAUCUUAGUGAACUCAUAAUCUCCUAAUUCUUCUAUACUUUUUGUCUAGUUUCAAGUAUUUUGUGUAUCAUGACUGAUGCUAUUACUCUCUUAAAGCUAAAAUGUAAGAUUUUUUCAUGUCUAAAGAGGGUAUAUAGAAUGAGGUAAUCAACUCUAUCUUCCCAGAAUCUUACUCUUUCUUGUUAAUUUGGAGGAAUUUUUUUCUCCAUUAAAUAACUCAGUUGAUUGUGGUUUGCGAUUUUUAAGGCAUUGACAUUACUAGUUUGCUUUACUUGUUGCAUGGCAAUUAAUGGUAAUAUUAUGAAGACUGGACUAUACAUGUAUCUAAAGAAUGUAACCAAAUAAAGAUAUAUGAUGUGCCUGCUAA